Messenger RNA from Oncorhynchus gorbuscha (pink salmon), 4686 nucleotides. Its product is annotated as neurocan core protein-like. Bases 309 to 4415 code for a protein of 1368 amino acids. The transcript is spliced from 16 exons. Lineage: Eukaryota; Metazoa; Chordata; Actinopteri; Salmoniformes; Salmonidae. The record is from RefSeq and is a predicted model, not a curated record. Gene Ontology annotation, molecular function: hyaluronic acid binding; calcium ion binding. Gene Ontology annotation, biological process: cell adhesion.
GAGGUGAGAAUCGUUGUAGCUCUCCUCAUCACGUUUCGUCUGUCUCUCUUCUAUUUGCGCAAUAGGACGGACACCAGAUACCCCGUUAUUGUGUUUUGGACCUCUCCAAAACGCGAGUCGUUAUUUUUUUCCAACUCUUUAUACGGUUUUGGUGCGCUCGAUGGCUCGCACUGCUGACUGUGGCUCGUGACUAACAGAACACCUGCACGGAAUCAGACCGACGUUACUUGCGGCAUCGCUCUACAUUCCUGAGGACUUGACAGAGACAUCAGGGCGGCUCACGGUCACCUCCUCCUAAAAGGUCCAGGAUGCUGGGUGCGGUGGUCCCUGUCUGUGGACUGCAGGCUCUGCUGGCGGCCCUCCUGCUCUCUCUGGGCUAUGGCCUGGUGUGGUCAGACCCGGUGGUGAACAUGAGGAAGGUGACCCACCAGAGGGUGAGGGAGCAGCUGGCCAACACCGUCCUGCUGCCCUGUGUCUUCACCCUGCGCCCCACCCCUACCCACGAGCCCCCCCGCAUCAAGUGGACCAAGGUGUGGGGCCAGAGGGGCGACGAUGGUCGGCAGAGGGAACAGUCCAUCCUGGUCGCCAAGUACAACGUGGUCAAGGUUAAGAAGGCUUUCCAGGGGCGUGUCACCCUGCCCGGUUACCAGGACAACCGCUACAACGCCAGCCUGGCGCUCAGCGGUCUGCGCUCCAGUGACUCGGGCAUGUACCGCUGUGAGGUGGUGGUGGGCAUCAACGACGAACAGGACACCGUGCCCCUGGAGGUUACAGGUGUGUUGUUCCACUACCGUGCCCCCCACGACCGCUACGCCCUGUCCUUCCCCGACGCUCAGCGGGUGUGUCUGGAGAACUCGGCUGUCAUCGCCACGCCUGCUCAGCUCCAGGCCACCUUUGCCGACGGGUAUGACAACUGUGAUGCCGGCUGGCUCUCUGACCAGAGCGUGAGGUACCCUAUCCAGUCUCCCAGGCCUGGUUGCUAUGGCGACAGGCAGGACUCACCUGGAGUGCGCAACUACGGCAAUCGGGCCCCUGACGAGCUGUUUGAUGUCUACUGCUUUUCCAAGCAACUGCAAGGUGAGGUGUUCCACUUGUCUGUACCAGAGAAGCUGAGCCUGGCCACAGCCUCUACCCACUGCCACGCUCUAAAUGCUCAGCUGGCCACGGCAGGGCAGCUCUACCUAGCUUGGCAGGCCGGCCUGGACCAGUGUGACCCAGGCUGGCUGGCUGACGGCAGCGUGCGCUACCCCAUAAACCUUCCCCGGCGCAACUGUGGCGGGGAUGAUCCGGGGGUGCGCACUGUCUACCACAACCCCAACCGCACCGGUUUCCCAGUAACUACCACCCGCUUCGACGCCUACUGCUACCGAGAACGUGAUGCAGGAGUCCAGGCAGCCCAGCCAGGGUACCUCCAAUACAGAGAGCCAGAGAACAACUCAUCAGACACUGAGCCCCAGCGCUCUGACCCCUUCCCCAAACCCUCCACCUGGACUGGCAUCGUGGACCUGGACAAGGAGGGAAUCAGCUCCAUCGCUAGAGGCAACGAGUCCUCUGAGAUCUCAGAGGAGCACGUGGUAAUACACCUCCAGCCAGGGGAGGGUACCCAGCGCUGGGGAGAGGAGAACCAGGAGACCCAGGACCGAUCCAAAACUGGAGCCCCUCAGGACGCCUCCUCCAGCCCUAAGACCAAGACCAGUACCUUGAGUCUGUCUGCCCUGGAGAGUCUGGAGACCCACGGAGGUUCUGCCCAGGAGGAGGUGGAGGGUGAGGGGGAAGUGGAGGGGCGUUUCGGGUCGUCCGACUCCACUCUUUCCUACCAGACCUCUCCAACGCUCCAGGCUCAGACUGCCAAUAGCGUUCUCCACAGCUUCGUCAACAACCUGAUGAAGCCCUUCAAGUAUUGGACAGGCUCUGUGGAGACCGACACGGAGGCCCCUCCCCCAGCCACACCUGCCUCACUGCCCGAGGGGACAUUAGCUGUGGCAGACCAGGAACCCCCAGGGUCGGCUAAGGUCAACCCCACUGAAGGGAGGCCCAAUCUUGGCAGCACUGACAGCGGCGUCAUGGAGCAUCGGAGCGGAGGCUCCUCGCUCAAGACAUCCACCGGUGGGCUCACCAGCUCAGAGGACGGUCUGACUGAGCAGGGGAAAGAUGUGGUCCCAUUUGGCCCUGUGAUCCUGUACACACAACCAGGGAGGGAUCCAAGCACAUCCCUAACCAACCCUUCAGACUCCUCCUCUAAUGGAUUCACAGAACUGGGGCCCGGUGGUAGUAGCAAGACUGUGGAGGCUUUGAAUGUAUCAGGAGGCCCCCACCAUGGCACCAGGUAUGAGCUGGCUUCAUCCCCAGGGGCCCCGGCACAAGCCACAGGCAGCCAGCUGAGAUGGGCCCUCAAGGCCAUGAAGGGUUCUAAGCUUGUGCCGGAGGGACACAUGGCGUACGUGGGGAAGGAUUCCACCUGGGAGCCAAUGGAGGCCAAAGCAGGGCCCCUCGAGGUCAUGACCCUGCCAACCAACCCAGAGAACUACUCUGGCGAGGGGAGGGACCAGGAUGAGGACCACAGCAUCCCACAUGACGUCCUAGAAAGAGAGGAGGGGGAUAAAGAGACAGAGACAGAGGGAAGCGGGAGAGGAGUGAACGACUUACCAAGAGGCUUUGGAUCUAACGGUAACAGCAAUCCAGCCAGCGGUGCCAGCAGCAGCACAAAGCCUCCUGUGUCUGGACUGAAACCCACCCAGACCCAAACCCAGAGCCAGACAGUAGCAGAGCACACCACUAUCUCCCAGUGGCAGCUGGUGGACCAGCCCACCACCUCACCUGCAGCUGCUGCUUCUGCUGCAGGCUCCAGCCAGGGCCCAGGGGGAACCGUUGAGGAGGCCAGGGGAGAGAUUGUCUAUGUCCGACGCCCCACUGAGAAACUGCUUCCAGCCACCUCCAGUAAGAAAGGUGGCUUCUCCCCUGUGAUCAGGAAGCAGAACCUGAACACAACCAGAGUGACUGAGAGACAACGCAGCCUAGAUGAGGCCACCACACCUGGGGUUACCUCCAGACCUGCAGCCCCUAUGGAGCCCCUGACCACCAUCAUAACCUCCACUGCAGACACCCAGAGAACAGAUUCCACCAGGGAGCCCCCUAUCUCCAUCAUAUGGGUUCCGGUGGAGAGGGAGAAGACAUUCAGUACCACACCUCUGACCAGAGAUGGGCCACAAACGGCCACAGCUUCCACUCAGUUGACCACGCCACUGUCCAUUCUGAAGAGCAGCGAUCGUGAGGCCGAGUCCAGGUUGGCCGUUUCAGAGUCGUUCGUGGUGGGAAAAGGGUGGAAGCCUUUGGGAGGGAGGAACCCCAAAUCUAAGGAGGACAAAACCCUUGUGACCACAGAGAAGACAGAGAAGAACCCCUUUGGUGUCAUUGUGCCCACCUGGGGCUAUGACCUCAACCCUUCAGCUGAAGACAACCCGUGCCAGACCAACCCCUGUCUGCAUGGAGGCAGCUGCCUGCCGGAGGGCGACGGCUACAGCUGCUACUGCCCCCAGGGCUACUCUGGAGAGAGCUGCGAGAUCGACAUCGACGACUGCCAGUCCAACCCGUGUCAGAACGGAGGCACCUGCAUCGAUGAGAUCAACUCCUUCGUGUGCCUGUGUCUGCCCAGCUACGGUGGAGCCACGUGUGAGAAAGACACAGAGGGCUGUGAACACACAUGGAGGAAGUUCCAUGGCCACUGCUACAGGUACUUCAGCCGCAGACACACCUGGGAGGACGCAGAGAAGGACUGCAGGGAGCACAGCGGACACCUGGCCAGCAUACACACACUCCAGGAGCAGGACUUCAUCAACGGUCUGAGUCAUGACAACACCUGGAUCGGACUGAACGACAGAACAGUGGAAGAGGAUUUCCAGUGGACUGACAACAUGGACCUGCAAUAUGAGAACUGGCGGGAGAACCAGCCGGACAACUUCUUUGCGGGUGGAGAGGACUGUGUGGUGAUGAUCGCCCAUGAGAACGGCAAGUGGAACGACGUGCCCUGCAAUUACAACCUGCCCUACGUCUGCAAGAAGGGAACAGUGCUGUGUGUCAACCCUCCCACCGUGAAGAACGCCUUUCUGAUUGGCCGUAAGCGGUCCCACUAUGACAUCCACUCUGUGGUGCGUUACCAGUGUGCCGACGGGUUUCUCCAACGCCACGUCCCCACGGCCAAGUGUCGUGCCAACGGCAAAUGGGAGCGGCCGAAAAUCAUCUGCACUAUGACCCGGGGAGCACAGCGCUACAGGCGGCACCAUGACCAUCACAACGGCCGACGGGAGCGCAGAAAGCACAAGAAGCACGGCCAUGGACACGGAGAGGGGGGGCACCACGGAGGGGAUCAGGGCCACAGGCAUGGGCACGGGCAGGGGAACGCUCAUGCCCACAUCUGAACCAAAAACGGCCACUGCCCGAACCUCGCCUCGCUGCCCAGUCUCCCUCCUCUACCCCUCUCUACCCCCUCUCCUGCCCUGUUCCUGACCCCACAACCUGGCUCCCAGAGCCAGCCUGUAUCAUACUCAACUCUGAGGCCUGACAGCCGACUGCUUGGCCUCACUGAGACAAUAACAAUCGCUUUGUACUCUUCUUUACUUUCACUGCUUUUCUUUUCUGUCUCCCUCCCUCCCUCCUCCCCCUCCCUCCCCCCUUUCUUUUCUGUCUCCC